This is a messenger RNA of Aspergillus sclerotioniger CBS 115572, 568 nucleotides long. Its product is annotated as translocon subunit SSS1. The coding region runs from base 1 to 213 and encodes 70 amino acids. The record is from RefSeq and is a predicted model, not a curated record. Gene Ontology annotation, biological process: protein targeting; post-translational protein targeting to membrane, translocation. Gene Ontology annotation, molecular function: transmembrane protein transporter activity. NCBI's taxonomy places the organism in Eukaryota, Fungi, Ascomycota, Eurotiomycetes, Eurotiales, Aspergillaceae. Gene Ontology annotation, cellular component: Ssh1 translocon complex; membrane. The transcript has 3 exons.
AUGUCCGACCAGGUGCAAGAGCUUCUCAACGUCCCUCGGGAAUUCCUGAGGGAUGGUAUGCAAUUCGUCAACCGCAGCCAGAAGCCCGACAAGCGCGAGUUCAUCAAGAUCAGCCAGGCUGUUGGUACUGGGUUCCUGAUUAUGGGAUUCAUUGGAUACAUUGUCAAACUGAUCCACAUCCCUGUUAACAACGUCCUCGUCGGUGGCGCGUAAACGAUCGAUCGACCGGUGUCAGCGAUAAUAGGCCAUGGUACUCGUUCGAAAUGGAACUUGCGAUUGAUUCGAGUGGGUCAGGUCAAGCGUGUAACAUUAUACCACCUUGAUGGGAGCGGAUGCGGCUCGACCAGUGUUGGACUGGAAUAUGUGCAUAAUUAUCUGGGUAGGCGUUCGGUGUGUUAAUAGGAAUAUCCAUUUGUGCGUGGCAGCCUUACUGCUAGUGCAGUGAAGUAUAUCCAGAAUACCCGCAGACUAGGUUCAUACCUUUGAUCAGCAGCCAUAGCGAUGAUCUGAGAACAGUAAUUGAUAGACAGAUCUCAAUAUUCUAUUGACACCUACUCUUGCUACGAAG